GAAGCGUCAUUUCCGCUUUGUCUUCCGUCGGACCGCGAACUUUUCAAAACGGACGUUGUGAACAGACGAUUAAAUACCUGCGCACAUGGCGUCCAUCGAAGAUCAUGACAUGAUUGAUGGCUUCAUCAAAGAGUUGGAGGACUUCCACAACCAGCAGCAGACGGUGAAUGGGGAGAUCAUGGACUCCGUCACAGAGCUGUGUCAGUCUCACAGGCACUUUGUGAAGUCUGCUCUGGAUGCAGGUUUUGCAAAAUGCAAGGAUGAUGACGUCAUGUUUGUCAAGAUCGAAUCGUAUAAAAAGGAGUCUCAGCAAAAAGGCGGCCUGUUGAACGAAAAGUACACGGCUGUCGCGGAUGUCGUGUCUGAGAUUCAACACAAGGAUGCGUACAAGGACAAGCUGAUCCAGGAGAUUGAGAAACUCAAAGGAGAUCAGGCCACCAGGAGAGAGAUGAUCCUGUCACAGACCAAAGCAAACAAGAACAAACUAAAGAAUCUGCAGAAAGCCAGAACUGUCUUUGAGAACCAUUUGGGUUUGGAGAUUCGAAAGAUCCGUGAAAAGACACAAAUGGAUGCAGGUGAAAAGCUGCAGUUUGUGUACCGGAACAUCAACCCUGCCAACCUCGACAGCGCCUACGUGGUCACCAUGGGCCUCCGAAAGGACGGAGCGUAUCAGCUCAUGUCCAGUGACCCUCAGCUGGAGUGUUUGCCAGACUUGGAAAAACACCUGCAGGAGACCAACAACUUACCGGUGUUCCUGGCAAACUUGAGGAAAGCCUUCAUCUCAGUCGCCCAGGAGGGAAAGAACUUUUAAAGACGCAUAUCUUUUAAUUGAAUUGUUGUAGCUUCUGCUCAGUCAUGUUUUAGAUUGUGACUUGUUUGUAGUUUCUGAUUUACCUUUUGUUCACUAGAAAACUGCUCAUAGAGAGCAAGCACGAUUCAAUCUAAGGUAUUUACAUCAGCUCAGAUUUCUCUGCUCACUAUGGCAUUUAUAAAAUGCCGCUUUCCAACUGCUCUGCUGCUCACUUUUGUACAUACAAAUAAAAAGUCAAACGUUUAUGUGUGUGUAA
This is a messenger RNA of Synchiropus splendidus (mandarinfish), 1067 nucleotides long. RefSeq names its product SPC25 component of NDC80 kinetochore complex (gene spc25). The record is from RefSeq and is a predicted model, not a curated record. Gene Ontology annotation, biological process: chromosome segregation. The coding region runs from base 86 to 811 and encodes 241 amino acids. Gene Ontology annotation, cellular component: Ndc80 complex. The transcript is spliced from 7 exons. NCBI's taxonomy places the organism in Eukaryota, Metazoa, Chordata, Actinopteri, Syngnathiformes, Callionymidae.